AUGUCUCUGUAUAAUGCAUUGCACGUGAUAUCGAAGAUCGUGGUGAAGAAGAGACAGAUGGUCAUUGCAAAGCAAAGAUCAAGAAACUCCAACACGUCAUCGUCUUGGACUACUACUACUUCAUCGGCGACCAGUAACGUCCGUAACUUGGAGUGUCAGAAGAAUCACACUGCUAACAUUGGAGGUUAUGCCGUCGACGGUUGCCGUGAGUUUAUGGCCGCCGGCUAGGAAGGAACCGUCAAUGCUUUGAGAUGCGCUGCUUGUGAUUGUCACCGGAAUUUCCACCGGAAGCAAGUCGAUACGGAGGUUGUUUGUGAUGAGUACUCUCCGCCUAACGUUUGAUUUUUCUUCUUCUGAAGACUCAACCUCUUUUUUUUUUUGUUCUGUGAAUUGGAAUGAUCGAUUGAUUUUUAAAGGUGAAGUGAUAUAUUUGUAUAUGAAUAUUGAUUUGUAUCUCGAUCAGUUUGUAUUUUUAUAAAUAUCGUAUAUAUCUAGUUUUG
Raphanus sativus (radish) is the source of this 500-nucleotide messenger RNA. RefSeq names its product mini zinc finger protein 1. Gene Ontology annotation, biological process: regulation of DNA-templated transcription; regulation of developmental process. Gene Ontology annotation, cellular component: nucleus. Gene Ontology annotation, molecular function: DNA-binding transcription factor activity; transcription cis-regulatory region binding. Lineage: Eukaryota; Viridiplantae; Streptophyta; Magnoliopsida; Brassicales; Brassicaceae. The record is from RefSeq and is a predicted model, not a curated record.